Messenger RNA from Clunio marinus, 516 nucleotides. NCBI's taxonomy places the organism in Eukaryota, Metazoa, Arthropoda, Insecta, Diptera, Chironomidae. The record is from the annotation of a GenBank genome assembly.
AUGCAAACAUUUGUGAAGAAUAAUUAUAAUGCAAUUCAAGAUGAUUCAAUGACAAGAUUGAUUGGAAAUUGGGCAAAAAUCAUGUGGGUGACAUCAAAUUUGAAGAAUGAUCAAUAUUCGAAUGUUGAAGAAGUUCUUUCAACAUGUCUAAUUGAGACAAGCAAAAGUCUUGAUCCUGAAAAUGUUUCUUUGUUUGAGAAGACCGUGGAAACUUCAGUCAGCAAGCUCAGGAGAUUGAAAUUCUUGAUGAAGACUUUUCCCGAUCCAAAGAAGCCACCUUUGUUCUCUGGAGUGCCUGUAAUGGGUUUUGGUAUUUAUGUGUUAAUGUAUUUAUUAAAACCAGCAAACCAGCGCUGGUUUGCUGGUUUUCCAAAAUUGUGCCUGCUGGUUUGCUGGUUUUUAUUUUUCGCUGGUUUUGAGCAACCCUACCUUGAAAGUAAAAUGAAGGACAAUAAAAGAAAUUCUCAAGGACAUGAUUCACAGGAAAAACGCGUUUUACAACCCGCGAUAGCAUAA